CCGCGCGCCACGUCCCAUCGCCGGCCGCGGGCGCUUCCCAGCCGUCGGAGGGCCGCCGGGCCGCUGCGGGCCUGCCGCGCCCGGAUGCAUCGGUCACCACAGAGGAGCAUUCACCUUGGUGCCACACGUGCCACAAAGCAUGCCACGGCCUGGGGGUGCCUUGCCAAGCUGCUCUCACCUACGCAGCCGGACCUCACCUGUCAAGCACUGCAGUGCCAAACCCACAGCUCCCCAAGGAGGAAGAUGGCCCAGCCUGCAAGCACUCCCUGAGCAGCUGCCUCUGAUCCUUCAGCCAAGCAGAAAGCUACCGCUGACAGCCUGAGAGCCUCAGGGACUGCCCUGCCCUGCCCUGCUCAGACUCCCCCAAGAUGUGGACAGCCCUCAUGCUGGUUUGGCUUUCCUCCUUGUCCUUAUUUGGAAGCCAAGUGACAUCUCAGGAGCCAGGGUCCCUAAUCCCUAACAAGACAGAAAAUGUGUUAGUGAAGAAAAAUGCGUCCCUGGACGCUGAUGACAAAACCACCACAGUGACACACGCUCCUGUCAUGUUGACCCAAGCGACUGUGGCAGCCAAGCUUACCUUUGCUCCAGCCUCAGCAGAGACGACACAGAAGACAAAUGUGAGCACUCCAGCGGCUGCCCCCCCAUCGCCUAUCCCCACAUCUGUACAAUGGACCCCAUCCACAGCAGCUGCCGGACCGCCGUCUCCCAGCUCGCCCCUCGCAGGAGGACCCACGUCUCCCAGCUCGCCCCUCGCAGGAGGACCCCUGUCUUCCGGCUCGCCCCUCACAGGAGGACCCCCAUCUCCCGGAUCGCCCCUCACUGGAGGACCCCCGACUCCCGGCUCGCCCCUUGCAGGAGGACCCCCAUCUCCUGGCUCGCCCCUCUCAGGAGGACCCACGUCUCCCAGCUCGCCCCUCACAGGAGGACCACGUGGCAGUGCACUGCCCGGAGCAGCAGCAGUGGCAACAGAGGCCACGCGGGCCCUGGCUGCUACUGCGACCAGUACCAGCCGUCCCAGCAGCACGCUCCGUCCUGCAGAGCACACGCCCCGCAGCUCCACGGCAAGCCCCACACCCCCGGCCCGUCCCCAAGCACAAGAUCCCACCGUCCGGGUGUUGCCAAGCCAGCCAGUGCUCAACACAACAGGGUGGUCCACACGCCCCCCAGACACCACCCCAGAGCCCACCACCACCCACUCCGAGACUCCAGUGUCCUCGACAGUGGAGACUGUGGUUUCCUUGACGGCAGUGACCGCCACCCAGGUACGAGCCGAGAAGCCAACUGCCAGCACAGUGCCAGUGCCUCUCACCAGCCCAACCCCUGAGGUGGAGGCCACAUCCCCCACCACUCAGCCAAGCCGGUCGUCACCCACCCAGGGGGCCAGUGGCCCAGGCACACUACAAACACCGGAGCAGGUGAAAACCAAGACCACACCUGGUGCUGCCUCCACGGGACCCACACCCACGGACAUGUGCCCACUCAGCACCCAAGGCCAGUACCUGGUGGUCACCACCGAGCCCCUGACCCCGUCCUUGGUGAACAAGACGUUCCUCCUGGCGGUGCUGGUGCUCGGGGUGACCCUGUUCAUCACAGUGCUGGUGUUGUUUGCCCUCCAAGCCUACGAGAGCUACAAGAAGAAGGACUACACGCAGGUGGACUACCUGAUCAACGGCAUGUACGCAGACUCUGAGAUGUGACCGCGGAGCGGGCGGCCCCUCCUCCGCCCUCCAUUCUGCCUCUAAACCGAACCAAGUGCUUCCAGAUCUCUCGGUGCAAUUCAGAGAUAAGCCAGAUGCUUAGGCACAUUUAAUCCAUGUCAGAUUAACUCCUCCAUCACGAAAGAGUUGCUGCUUUUCAUAUUUAUUUUUGUAAAUGAUCAUGUGCUUGGGAGCAGCCGGGAUCCUGCUGUGGGUGGGGCGGCAGGCAGGUGGGCAGGCCCUGGCCCGCCCGGCCCCAGUGUGUCGGAUCCUGACCAGAAUUAAAGCGAUGUCUGCUCUCUA
Molecule: messenger RNA, 2000 nt
Organism: Marmota flaviventris (yellow-bellied marmot)
Lineage: Eukaryota; Metazoa; Chordata; Mammalia; Rodentia; Sciuridae
Gene: C9H11orf24
Product: chromosome 9 C11orf24 homolog
Cellular component (GO): Golgi apparatus
Source: RefSeq, a predicted model, not a curated record